CUCGUCACAACAAAACGAUCCACAAUGGUCUGGGGUUACUUUGGCAGUCUCCUCUACAUCGGGCUCCUCUUUACAAAUGCCAUCGCCAUCCUCAACGAAGAACGCUUCUUGGCUCGCAUCGGCUGGUCUACCCGCUCCCAUGCUGCCGCCAACCAAGGCUUUGGACACUCUCCCACACCACAUCUCUAUGACGCUCCCGGAUCCGCGACAAGCUUCGGCGGACGGGGGAGUGGGGAAGGGCCGGGCGUCAAGGCCAAGCUGGUCAAUCUGAUAUCCGCGACGAGGACUUUGAUGCGGAUACCUUUGAUCGUUGUGAAUGUUGUAGUGUGAGUCUUAUUGAUUCCCAGAGAUUCUCGCCGGCUGAUAGCGGGAUAGUAUUGUCUAUGAGGUGUUGCUCGGCUGAGCCCUUAAUGCAGUCAUGCAG
Messenger RNA from Cryptococcus amylolentus CBS 6039, 424 nucleotides. RefSeq lists its product as hypothetical. Gene Ontology annotation, cellular component: endoplasmic reticulum membrane; Golgi membrane; COPII-coated ER to Golgi transport vesicle. The coding region runs from base 25 to 330 and encodes 101 amino acids. The transcript is spliced from 3 exons. Lineage: Eukaryota; Fungi; Basidiomycota; Tremellomycetes; Tremellales; Cryptococcaceae. Gene Ontology annotation, biological process: endoplasmic reticulum to Golgi vesicle-mediated transport. The record is from RefSeq and is a predicted model, not a curated record.